UUAUUACAGUAUAUUUUUGUAUCGAAUCUCAACCAACCUCCCUCACUCCACCAUUUUCAAAAUUCACGAAAGAAAUCCAUUCAUUCACCACAAAUCGCUCUGAUUUUCUUCCGAUGCUCAAACAUUGCGACCGUGAACUCUCAACUCUGUGUUUUUGUUGCUUUUCAGCCGUCAAUAAGCACCAGUGAAUACUCGGAAUAAUUUGUCCCUCAAAUUGAUUUGCAUGCUUAUAAAGAUUUGAACAGCUCUCCACUAGCAAUGAUCUUGAUUUGAAUCUGUUGUGCUUUGGGCAUGGUUUGGAAGCCUCGGUAACUUUGCACGGAGAAUAAUUCAAGCAUUGUGCUGUUAUGUAAAAGUUGAUUUGCGUUACAUAUCCUGUAUUCGAGUCAUCUGAGUGAGGCCAAUCGUUAUACGAGUUAUGAGUUGCAACAAAGAUGAAGCCGUUAGAGCAAUGGAGAUUGCUGAGAAGAAGAUGGAAAUCAAAGAUUUCAUCGGGGCUCGUAAGUUAGCUCUCCGGGCUCAACAGCUAAAUCCUGAUGGGGAGAACAUUUCACAAAUGCUUAUGGUUUGUGAUGUGCAUUGUGCGGCAGAGAAGAAACUGUCUGGGAAUGAGAUGGAUUGGUACGGUAUUCUUCAGAUCGAGCAAACGGCAAAUGAGGCGACAAUUAGGAAGCAGUACCGGAAGUAUGCUCUUCUACUUCAUCCCGACAAAAACAAAUUUAUGGGUGCUGAAGCUGCUUUCAAGUUGGUUGGUGAAGCUCAGAGAAUUUUGUUGGACCAAGAGAAACGUCAAUUGCAUGAUAUGAGACGAAAACUGACAGUAUCGCAUCGAGCUCCACACAAAGCUGCUUCAACCUUUGAUGUUGGGGUUCAAGCUAACUUCAGAAACAACUUUACAAGAUUCAUUCCUCAACAUCAGCCCCCUCAACAGCAUGGACACUCGGGGUUCGGUCAUAAUCAUGCUACUUUUUGGACUGUCUGUCCAUUUUGUUCAGUGAGGUAUCACUACUAUAAAGAAGUGGUUAAUAGAUCACUUUGCUGUCAGAAUUGCAAGAAUCCCUUUGUUGCAUAUGAUAUGGAACUUCAAGGAUCUCACUCUCAACCCACGUAUAACUUCAACCAGUCAUCAUUUUUCCAGAAGAAGAAUUUCUUCAGUCACAGGGCGGAGACGGGACGCCCCAGAAACUCUCGGUCUGAGAAGUAUAGAGCAGAAUCUUUUCAGAGGACACGCAAAACUUCAGGUGGUGCUGUGGGAAAGUUCAAUACUAAGAAAAAAAGGAAGCAGAGUUCCGAAUCCAGUGACAGCUGUGAUACUGGAAGUAGCUCCGAGUCUGAAGAGAACGUCAUUACUGAUGAAGUUAGCAGAAAGGAUGUUGGACGCACUGGUGAGCAUCGUCCACGAAGAUCAAGUCGACACAAGCAAAAGAUUUCUUACAGUGAGAAUAUAAGUGACGACGACGACGACUUUGAGAUCACACCAAAAAAAUCAAGCAGAAGAGUACCAUCCGACACUUCGGAUGACGACAUUGAAGAAGUAUAUGUGGAUGAUAGGUCUGUUGAUGUGGAUAAUGAUCAGAGGGAAACAAAUGAGCCAGAAAAUAGUCGCACUGAAGGGAGUUCAUCACGGAGAAGCACGAGAAGUAAGAAGGCGAGCGAAAAAGAAACAGCAGAUAAGAAUGUUCCUCAGAGAAGAAUGAAGUCAGCUGGUGAUCCCGAGCCUAAAUUGCUCGAACGUCAUGAUCCUGAUUUCAAUGAUUUUGAUAAACUGCGUAAUCGGGACUGUUUUUCUCCCGGGCAGAUCUGGGCUAUGUAUCGUGAUAUUGAUACCAUGCCUCGAUUUUAUGCUCGGAUCGAUAGAGCAUUUCCUUCAGAAUUCAAGAUUCAAGUCACUUGGCUAGAGCCAGAAGCAACUGAUAAGAAAAUGCCAAUUUCCUGCGGUGAUUUUGUAUUUGGAGCAACUGAAACCAUGACAGAUUGUGGUUCGAUGUUUUCUCAUGCUGUUUCUUGGGACAAAGGCGGCCGUAAAGACAGUUUCAAGAUUUUUCCAAGAAGAGGGGAAACUUGGGCUCUCUUCAAGAACUGGGAUAAGAAUAGUCAAUGUGAUUCCAAUAGCAAAGCCGAAUAUGAGUUUGUCGAGACAUUAUCGGAAUAUACCGAAGAAGCUGGUAUUGACGUUGCACUCUUAGCUAAAGUGAAGGGGUUUUCGAGUCUCUUUGGUCAAAUGGUCGAUCAAGAAGGAAAAUCAUUUCGAAUCCCUGCAGAUGAAUUGUUCAGAUUUUCGCACAGGAUACCUUCGUUUCCACUCACAGGUGACGAACGAGAGGAUGUUCCAAAAGGUUCUUUCGAACUCGAUCCAGCUGCUCUUCCCCCCAAUAUUCCAGAGAUCGCCAUCCCCGAGCAUUUGAAAGAGAUGGCUGGCGAUACUGGUCACGACACAUUGAAGCCCACGAGGCGGCCUAAAUGCAGGGAGGCUACUGCUGAUGUUAAGAGUGAUCUCUCAUCUGAGAGCAAUGAUGAUUGCGCACAUGUAGCCUCGUCGGGUGAGGCUUACGAAAUUCCAGAUCCUGAAUUUCACAACUUCGACGUCGACAAAUCUUUUGACAAGUUUAAGAUUAAUCAAGUCUGGGCACUGUACAGCGACGAGGAUGCUUUGCCUAGAUAUUAUGGUCUGAUCAGGAAGAUAACCCGGGAACCGAAGUUCGAAGUGAAGUUGAUGUGGCUCGAGCCCUCUGCACUGCCAAGUGACGCUAUCGAAUGGGACGACAAAGAUAUGCUGAUUUCUUGUGGGAAAUUUAGACCUCAGAGGAGGACUAGCAUGCACUGCUGCAAUUCCACUGGCUCCUUUUCACAUCUGGUUAAAACUAAUUCUUCUUCAAAGAAUGAGAUUUCCAUCUCUCCUAGAAAUGGUGAAGUUUGGGCAUUGUAUAAGAACUGGACUCCAGAAUUCAGAUGUUCAGAUUUGGAUAAACGUGUAUAUGAUAUAGCAGAAGUCAUUGACGAGGACGAUUUGCAAAAGGAAGUUAUGGUCUUGGAACGUGUGGAUGGUUAUAACUCGGUCUUCAAGGCUCGAGCCAAAAACGAUGGCUCAAUGCUCACUAUGGUAAUCACCCAGGCCGAGCUUCUACGAUUCUCCCAUCAGAUUCCUGCUUUUCGGUUGACAGAUGAGCGGGGUGGUAGCUUGAGAGGUUGCUUGGAACUUGAUCCCGCUGCUUUACCGGUAUAUUUUUUUUCUUGACUCGGUUUCGGCUAAAACGCUGUAGGCCACAAUUCCUAAUAACCCCAACUGAGCCAUCGUGCCGAAAACCAAACCGUUUUCGGUGAAGCCUUGGCAAACCGAAGCUCAUGUAGAUGAGGUCUGAGGAGUAUUCACACUGGAAACACCAUGUUUCUUAUGUUUCACUUCAAAGGACGUGCCUGGAUCUUAUCUUGAGCUGUCUGGCUUUGGGAGAAAGCUCGUAAUAUUGGGUUUGUGCAAAAUUUUUCAUUUUAUUGUUGAGAAUUACCCUUGAUUUUGGUGUAUGUAGCUAGCUAGACUCAUUUUUGUAAGGAAAAGAUGAAUUUCUUCAUC
Molecule: messenger RNA, 3568 nt
Organism: Cucurbita maxima (winter squash)
Lineage: Eukaryota; Viridiplantae; Streptophyta; Magnoliopsida; Cucurbitales; Cucurbitaceae
Exons: 3
Coding region: 419-3235 (938 amino acids)
Source: RefSeq, a predicted model, not a curated record